AUGGCUGAACAACCGUCUAAUAGUCAGGACGGAAACGCGCUGGGUAUCUCCCCUUACUGCGCGCAUUCCCCUUCAUUGAAAAGUCUUAUCGUGUUCAUUGUUUCGGUUGCUGCUACAUUCUCAGGGUUUGCCACAAAUAUCUACUUUCCUGUCAUUUCAACCAUCGCAGUUGAUCUACUAGUAUCAAUAGAUUUGAUCAACUAUUCCGUUACAGCUUAUCUCGUUUUCCAGGCGAUCAUUCCUUUCAUUUGGGGUACCUUGUCAGAUUAUAAGGGACGCCGAAUAGCAUAUCUAUCAAGCUUCUUUAUUUUUACGAGUGCGUGCGUUGGCCUCGCAAGGACCAGCAACUACCCCCAGCUUAUGGUCUUACGAUGCCUUCAAAGCAUAGGAAGUGCAAGCACCAUAGUUGUCGGCACCGGCGUUCUUGGAGAUAUAACGACGAGAGAAGAACGGGGAGGCUAUAUGGGCUUCUUCCAGGCAGGGCAAAUGUUACCACUGGCACUUGGACCAAUCCUCGGGGGAGUAUUCGCUGAUACGCUUGGCUGGAGAUCCACAUUUUGGUUUCUCGCUAUCUACUCUGGGCCAUUCAUUUUUUGUCUUGGUCUCCUUCUCCCAGAGACUUUACGAUCAUUGGUUGGAAACGGCUCUAUCCAGGCCAGGGGUAUCUCAAAAUGCUCCCUGAUGUAUUUUCAGCCUCAACGAGUAGUGCAAGACUCGCGGCAAGACCCUGUACAGACGCAUCCAAUGGUAAUACCCAAUACCGAGCAAAGCUUCAGCUUCUUUAAUCCCAUACGUAUCCUUCUUGGCCUUGAAAUCACCUUCGCCAUCAUCUUCGUCUCCAUCUGUUACGCACUGUGGCAAAUGACCCUCACCGCGCAGUCCACCCUUCUCAAACAAACUUACAAUCUCAACAAUACCCAGCUGGGACUAACUUAUGUUGCAAACGGCGUAGGUUGCAUGAUAAGCACCGCAUCAACAGGGCGACUCUUGGACAUCGAUUACAAACGCAUCAAAGGCAAUUACACUGGACCGGCAGCCAGCUUCCCACUGGAGCGAGCUAGGCUUCGCACUGCUUGGCUUUGGGCUGGUCUGCAAAUCGCCUUCAUACUUAUCUUUGGCUGGACGCUGGACAAGAACGCCCAUAUCUCCAUCCCUAUCAUCAGUACCCUUGUCGUAGGAUGGACCACAACGUCGAUCCAAUGCCUGGUGUUUACGUUUUUGGUGGAUGUUUAUCCUGAACAGGCCGCUACGGCCGCAGCAUCCCUGAACCUGGUUAGGUGUCUACUUGGGGGUGGAGGAGUGGCGGCUGGUAUUCGGGUGGUGGGGAUUGGGUGGACGUUUACACUUUUGAUCGGGAUUCUGCUUUUGGGCUUGGGCUGUUUAGGCAUGCAAUUCGUAUAUGGAUCGAGGUGGAGGCGGAAGAUAAUAGGGCGGGCUACAAAUAAUCACGUUGAUGAGUUGUAA
Histoplasma mississippiense is the source of this 1464-nucleotide messenger RNA. RefSeq lists its product as hypothetical. Gene Ontology annotation, biological process: transmembrane transport. The transcript has a single exon. Bases 1 to 1464 code for a protein of 487 amino acids. The record is from RefSeq and is a predicted model, not a curated record. NCBI's taxonomy places the organism in Eukaryota, Fungi, Ascomycota, Eurotiomycetes, Onygenales, Ajellomycetaceae. Gene Ontology annotation, molecular function: transmembrane transporter activity.